AGUAUGAAAUCUGGACUUUUUCUUGCUCACCACAGGUUCUUCUGUGGUGUCAAAGCUUAAGUGCAGAAGCAGUUGCUGCUAAUUUCAGAUUGGCAGAAGGUCAGCAGACUUAGUUUUUAUUAUAUGUUAAGUUUCAAAUAUUAGCUGGGGUGAAAAGCAGGUAAGGAUGCUUUCUCUGUCAUGACUAUGUUGUGUUCUGCAGCUGUAUGUAUUCUUGAUAUAAAAGCUGAAGUAUCAAAGAAUGAAUAAGGUUUUCAGCUGCAUUUUCCACGAAUUAAAUGAACAAUUUGCAGUAGCCAACAGGUUCAGCUUAGACAAAUCAGCAUGGUUAUGAAAAUGAAUAGUUAUUUUCUAAGGUUGACCAUGCAAUUUACACCAUGAACAAUUAUGUUUAUGGUAACGGGGAGAAUAAUUGGUCAAGUCUCCUGAAAUCUCUCAACAAAAGUCUAUGCAACAAUUUAAUUCAUUAUAAUAAAAGCACUGAGGCUGUUUACGGCACAGUCGGGUGGAGUAUAACAAAUCCUCUUAGCUAUGGGCAACCCAUAUGUGAAGAAAAAGACUUCUUUUCUAAGGUUGGCUUAGAGGAUUGCACCAUGAACAACUAUGUCUAUGGUGAGUCGACACUUGAUUUCAUUGAUAAAGCUAUCCCCACGUUCAUGGUUUGGCUUCGUGGCCAUGGCCACAGAUGAAGGGAAGAAACACUUAGGGAGGAGAGAGAUUCUUAUUUGCUGGAGAGGAACAGUGACAAUCUUGGAUUGGGUAAAAGAUCUCCAUUUUCAUCAAUUUUAGGCAAGCAAACCGGAAAUGCUUAUGUACAUGCAUGGUUUUUCUCUUGAGAUUAGUUAAGAAACUGGUGAAGCAGUACCAACAUGAGGAGAUCAGCAUCGCAGUAGCAGGCCAUUUUCUGGGAAGUGCUCUUGCUACAUUAACUGUAGCUGGCGUUGCCAAUGGCUAUAAUUCUAACUCUGGUUUUUCUUCACUGCCCGAUGCCAUGGUAACAGUCUUUGCCUUUUCAAGUCCCAAGGUUGGAAACUCAGACUUUGUGAAUGUGUUCAAUAAGUUCAACAGUCUUCAUCUCUUGCACAUGAGACAUAAUCUCGACAUUGUUCUUAAAGUUCCCGCUACUUCUAACCAUUCGGCAAUGGGAAUUGUGUUAAAUAUCACCUACCCAACUUACUCAAUAAGGGAUUUUUUAGGCCCUACUAUCACCUCUGUAUCUGAAAUGGUGAUCAGGUUUCACAUUUUGAAGAAUUUGCACGAGUCAAUUUAAAAACAACAAGAGAAAAAAUUCCAAUUUUCGUUGCUAGUGCCCGUACAGCAGUUCACAUUGUUCCCCACACAACCAAUCCUGAGGAAGUUUUUGCCGCAGCAGAUCAUGGUGCUCCACAUGGGGGACACGUUGGUGUUCGUGAUACUGUCAUUUUUGACGAUGAAGUUGAAGAAUUAUCUGAUGUGAUAAUUGAAAACUUGCA
Molecule: messenger RNA, 1472 nt
Organism: Mangifera indica (mango)
Lineage: Eukaryota; Viridiplantae; Streptophyta; Magnoliopsida; Sapindales; Anacardiaceae
Product: phospholipase A1-IIgamma-like
Exons: 2
Coding region: 821-1270 (149 amino acids)
Biological process (GO): lipid metabolic process
Molecular function (GO): glycerophospholipid phospholipase A1 activity
Source: RefSeq, a predicted model, not a curated record